Messenger RNA from Chrysemys picta bellii (western painted turtle), 604 nucleotides. The record is from RefSeq and is a predicted model, not a curated record. Lineage: Eukaryota; Metazoa; Chordata; Testudines; Emydidae.
CCAGAGCCUGGCACAGGCUGAACUCGAAUACCCAGUGCUCUGGACCAGCCGCCUAGACAGACAGACAGACAGACAAACGGACAGGUGAAGCAAGAAGAUGGGGCUAGUCACUUACUUCAGCCUCUGCCUCCUCGGCUGCCUGACCUAUAACCCCUCGCUGGCAGCCCCCUCUCUCUCUGUAGAGGCACAGGCUAUGUCGUGUCCCACAGGCUGGUUCUCCUACCAUGACAGCUGCUAUCGAUUCUUCCACACAAAAAAAAACUGGAUGGAGGCUGAGGCUCAUUGCCAGCACCACAGCCACGGGGCCCAUCUCGCCUCCAUUCACAGUGCUGGAGAAAAUAAAAUGCUGGCCCAUUACAUCAAGAAGUACUACAAAGAGAACUGUGCCAUCUGGAUCGGACUCUCAGACCCUAUGGAGGUGAGUGCCCGGUGCCCGCUCUGCCUCGGGCAGCCCCUCCCCAGGCCCCUGGGCUCUGUGUCUCUGCUCACCUUCAUACUGCCUGUCUCAGAGCGUCCCCUUGUUGUGCUGGCCCAGAAAAAGGGGCUCUCCUGCUUCAAUCCCAUUCAAAUAGCAGCUAGAAUAGUCACCAAACUUCCAAACUGA